AUGAGUAUAUCAAUGUCGUCAACACAUUUCAUAUCUUUACCUGAUAUAGUUUUACUGGAAAUCUUUGGAUAUUUAUCUUGUGAAGAUGUUUUGUACGCUUUCGCUGAUUUACAUGACACCCAUCUUAUUGAUUUACUUAUCGAACAUGGAUCAUUUCGACACAUUUGUCUCUCAUCACAAUUGUCUUGUCAUCAAUAUAAAAUUCUUUCACAAGGAAGCUGGCGUUAUGACUUGGUUCGUUCACUUGUAUGCAAAGAAAUGUUCUCUGACUUCAUUAGUGACUUAGCACCAUGUAAAAUAUUUUCUUCGUUGACCGAUUUACGAAUACUUUCUUUACGUUGUCCAUCAGAAUGCCUUUCAGAGUUCGUAAUCGCACACUCUUCCACACUCACAUAUUUUACAGUGAUGAGAAGCGAACUAUCGUUUCAAAUGGAAGGUUACCGUACGUUUUUGCACAGCGUAUUGCCUCAUCUUAGUCAACUUAGACUACUUGAUACGGACUGGAGAAGUUAUGUAUCGAUAGAUUGGAGUUCAUUAGCAGGUCGUCUGAAAUCACUGGAACACUUAUUCACAUUCAUGGAUAGCAUGUCUGAUGUAUAUGCAUUGGCAGUUGAUGGAUUUUCCCCUUGUUUACGAUGUCUUCAUGUCCACAUCAACAAUGCCGUUAUUAAAUCUGUUUUAAGGGAAUUGUCAACCACAACAAACUUUCAUAUGUCGCAACUGGAAACAUUUGAUCUAUAUCUAAACUGGCGAGAAGAAGAUGAAGAUGAAGAACAAAUUGAAUGGACAGUAGUCGAGACAUUAACCUCAAAAUCUGUUAUGCCUCGACUUCGGCAAUGUUCAGUGGUCUAUAAGUUGACGACAAAUAUAGAGAUUCGACAUAUGUUUCAAUCACCUUUUUUUAAAAAUGAUGAAAGAAAUAUUCGUAUUCGUUUUGUACUUUGUUUUAAUACUUCAAUCUUCAUCGAUUCAUCUGAUAUUGCUAACAUAUCCGACAUCCGUUCUGUCAGUUCCAAUGAAAUUUUUCUGAAGCAUAAUAAUGAAGAUAACUCAAAAUUAUAUCUAACCUGGUUCAGCCAAUCGUGGCCAAGUUGGACGACAUUUUGGAUGUACCACCGUGACGUAGCACCGCGUAAUGGUGUCCGCGAGUUGGGAAUCACAGCUUCAAACACUUCAUUGCACUCUAUUGGUAAAUUAUUCCCUAAUGUGAAAGAGUUAAUGUGUACAUAUCCUGCAUCAUUAUCCAUGGCCGACUCAUCGUUGGCACCAACACCAUUAGUUAACGUACUUCAUUUAACAGUACUCGAUGUCGUUCCAGGCUUGGAACUACUUCUUGAUGGCAUUAUGCUACCUCGUUUGCGCUCUAUACGUGGCAUGAUUGUACCACUGUUCGUUACUCUUGCACGUCGAACAAAUCAAAUGAGAACUCUUGAUACCAUCGAUCAUUUAGAGAUUACAGAUCAGAAUAAUGGUGAUGAAAGGAGUUUUUCUUUUAAACAGUGGUAUAUGCUACUUGAUGCUGUUCCUCGUUUACGAACACUACUUUUUCAAUUUCACAAUGCAAAAUGUCCACCGAUUGCAUUGGCAGAUCUAUUUAUUGAUUAUAUAAGACGAACAAUACGGACACCCCUUACUCUUUUCUCUUGCUGUAUCGAUGAUGUUAAUGAUAUAAACAGCAAAGAACACUUUAUCACACGCUUAGAGGAAGGAAUCAACAUGGUGCGUCCUUCUAUCCAAUUUGCAUCCAUUAGUUCAACAAGACUUUAUGCUUGGAUGUAA
Molecule: messenger RNA, 1779 nt
Organism: Rotaria socialis
Lineage: Eukaryota; Metazoa; Rotifera; Eurotatoria; Philodinida; Philodinidae
Source: the annotation of a GenBank genome assembly